AUGAAUGGAUGGCAGUAUGAAAUGGGAGUGGUCAUUUAUGAAAAUGCAGCAGCAGCUAUUCAUAAAGAGCAGUCAAUUGGAAACUCACUUUUCUUCAGCAUUGGCUUUCUAAAACUUUUCCUAUACUCAAAAAACGAAGGCAAUAAUUCAGCAGUGCUGAUAUGUGGUGUGCUGCUGAUGAUUUCUGCAGUCGUCAUCUUAUCUUACAGUCGGCAGAAAUUGGUAUUUCAAAAUUUCGGAAUAAAACGAUUGUGA
This is a messenger RNA of Brugia pahangi, 255 nucleotides long. The record is from the annotation of a GenBank genome assembly. Lineage: Eukaryota; Metazoa; Nematoda; Chromadorea; Rhabditida; Onchocercidae.